Aptenodytes forsteri (emperor penguin) is the source of this 1299-nucleotide messenger RNA. Its product is annotated as transcription factor COE3-like. The record is from RefSeq and is a predicted model, not a curated record. Gene Ontology annotation, biological process: regulation of transcription by RNA polymerase II. The transcript has 10 exons. Gene Ontology annotation, molecular function: RNA polymerase II cis-regulatory region sequence-specific DNA binding; DNA-binding transcription factor activity, RNA polymerase II-specific. NCBI's taxonomy places the organism in Eukaryota, Metazoa, Chordata, Aves, Sphenisciformes, Spheniscidae.
AUGGGGCUUGCAGACCCCCUGCCCCCGCUGAGCCGGGUGCCGGGCAGCCUGCGGUGCCCUCCAGGCCCCCCCUUCUCCUCCCUGUCCUGCCGUGGUGCCCGGCAGCUGGGGCUCCGGACCGAGCAGGACCUCUACGUCCGCCUCAUCGACUCCAUGUCCAAGCAGCCCCGCUGCAGCCCUCGGGGAGGGGGCCGGGGGGGCCGAGAUGAGGGGCUGGGGCACGAUGCAAAGGCAGGGUGCUGGACCGGGAUGUUGGGGUUUUUCCUCAAGUUUUUCCUCAAAUGCAACCAAAACUGCCUGAAGAAUGCGGGGAACCCCCGGGAUAUGCGGCGCUUCCAGGGCCGGGCAGCGCCGCGCGCCGUGGCUGUGGGGGGUGGUGGUGGCCCUGAUCCGGCUGUUCCGCCGGUGGUCGUGUCGACGACGGUGAACGUGGACGGCCACGUCCUGGCCGUGUCCGACAACAUGUUUGUCCACAACAACUCCAAGCACGGGCGGCGGGCACGGCGCCUUGACCCCUCCGAAGCACUGAAUGAGCCCACCAUCGACUACGGGUUCCAGCGGCUGCAGAAGGUCAUCCCCCGGCACCCCGGGGACCCUGAACGCCUCCCCAAGGCUCUGCCUGCCGCGGGGUGAUGCUGUCCCUGUGUCCCCCCCUCUUUCCAGGACAUCAUCCUGAAGCGAGCGGCAGACAUCGCCGAGGCGCUGUACAGCGUCCCUCGCAACCCCGGCCAGCUCUCCUCACUCGCCGGCACCCACGGACCCGCCGGCAUGAUGGGGGUGAACUCCUUCGGCAGCCGGCGGGCCGUCAACAUUGGUGCCUCGCCGCAGGGCACCGAGCAAGGCUACUCCCGAAACACGGGCAGCGUCUCACCACGGGGCUACGUGCCCAGCUCCACGCCGCAGCAGAGCAGCUACAGCAGCGCCGCCGGCAUCAACGGCUACGGCAGUGGCACCAUGGCUGGCCUGGGGGUGCCUGGUUCCCCCAGCUUCCUCGCCGGCUCCACCGCCAACUCCCCCUACGCCAUCAUGCCUGCCAGCCCCCCGCUCGGCGCCUCCUCCAUCACCCUCCCGUCGGGCAUCAACGCCUCCACCCCCUCCGGGGUCUUCUCCUUCUCCCCCGUCAACAUGAUCUCGGCGGUGAAGCAGAAAAGCGCCUUCGCCCCCGUGGUGCGGCCGCAGACCUCCCCGCCGCCCGCCUGCGCCAGCACCAGCGGCAGCGGCCUGCAAGACCCGGCUUUUGAGGACUCGGACAAGUUCCACACGCCUGCGCGGCCGCUCCAGGGACUGGCCUAUUCCUAA